AGGCUCUCUCGAUUAGAAUAAACUCAGGAUUAGGGUUUCCGAUCUCGAAGGAGAAUCGCAGCGGUUGCUACAAUUGAUUCGAAUUUUCAUUUUGGAAUUGCAUCAGUCCGUUCAUCGGUUGUCUUAGAUGGAUCUGGAAACCGAAAACAGAAUAGCUUCUAUUCUCUUAAAAAGAGGCGGCAGAAUUGAGACGACAAGCUGACAGAGAAGGUGUUCAUGUUUAUCUUCGGCAGCCUAUAGUAAGGGGUCGGCCGAAUUCACGGUUCCUCACUGCAACUGUUCUUGGUGUACAGCAAGCUAAUCGAGUUGUUGAAGUGAAUGAAAUGUGGCGAGUUCGACAGAAGGAGUUGGAGCUAAAUGAUAGGCUAAAAGGAAGAUCAAAAAACGACACCAGACACCGCAAGAGUCCUGGGGACAGUUGCAGUUCCUCCAGAAUGACCAGUGAGAAGCAUGACAGCGAUUUUAGUGCUUCAUGCUCAUCAAGUAAGAGGAUGACUGAGAGUUCUUAUUCAAGGGAAGAUGGAGGUCUAAGGGAUGAAGAGAUUGAGCAAUUUCUUCAGUCAAGGGUAAAGCGUGGUCGAGGUUCUAUAGGUUCAAGGAUGGAUGAGACAGGACCAUACCUACCAGCAAACUUUGAUUCCCCGAAAAUGGCAUCAACAAACUUUGUUGCAAGGGACCAUCGUGUCACAUUGGGCCUUGGGAAGCCUUCUUCAUUGAGAUGGGAUGAAUCUUCUGAUGGAGAACAUAGAUGGAAGAAAGAAAAGGAACUCUCUAAAAGCUCAGAUAAAAAGCACAGACGGAAGCACAGAUCUAAAGAAAAACCAAAAGAUAAGAAAAAGAAGAGGAAGGAGGAGAAAAGAAGCAAACAUGGCAAGUGAGUUAUGCAAAGGAUUUACAGAAGUUAGUUUUAUCAAAUCAAUCUAUGUACUAUUUGGCAAUAAUCAAUGAUCGGUUGUAGCAUGUAAAAACGGGUCGUUCCUUGUUCUAUGAUGAAAAUGAGCGUUUG
Molecule: messenger RNA, 1006 nt
Organism: Hibiscus syriacus
Lineage: Eukaryota; Viridiplantae; Streptophyta; Magnoliopsida; Malvales; Malvaceae
Product: pre-mRNA 3'-end-processing factor FIP1-like
Exons: 4
Coding region: 324-878 (184 amino acids)
Source: RefSeq, a predicted model, not a curated record